UCAGGAACAGGAUGAUCCUUCGGAAAAUGAACAGGAUUGUAAUGAUGGAGAUGAUAGCAUGUCUGGUGUCCGACGUCCCAUGAAUGCAUUUUUUAUGUUCUGCAAGCGACAUAGAGACAUUGUUCGGGAAAAAUAUCCACACUUGGAAAAUCGUAGUAUUACAAAGAUCUUAGGAGAAUGGUGGGCAAACCUGGAUCCUUCAGAAAAAGCCUCUUAUACCGCCUUGGCCAAACAGUAUAAAGAGGCAUUCAUGAAAGCACAUCCUGAUUUCAAAUGGUAUAAGCUGCCUGCUCCACCUACUAGAACACUUAUAACCAGACCCUCAAAUAGAGGCCUGCCAAAUCAAUAUGAAAAAAGUUCCCAUAGUUCUGACAAUUGUGGUAUAACAUUAGGAAAGUUAGUUGAUGAUGAGCAGCUUGGUGGCCUAAGUUCACUUAUUAGUUCGUCAGUUCCUGGGUCUGUGCCUGCAUCGAGUAAUAUUUCAAAUGUUUUGAACUCUGCAAUGGCUCAAAAAAGUAGCAAAAAUAUCUUAAAACCUCCUAAGAAAAGGUACAUAGUCAACGGGCAAUUCAAAUGUGUUUCUGAAACAAAUGUUGAUUCGAGAGAUUUCCAAACUCGCAAUGCUUGUUCUGCAUUAUUAGAGCUUGCUGAGAUUUGUACAAGUAGUGCUGCCCGUGAAAGUUCCACUUUGGCUUUAGAUUCAAGUAAUGAGCUAACUGAGGGGAAGUAUUCAGAGCCUCUUACAGGUAGCAAUAACUUUAAAUAUCAGUUUGGUUGCUCGGAUUCCGCUGAUCGUCCAAAAACUGCUUCAUUAACACAUCCUAUGCUGUGUAGUUUACAAGAGACUAAUGAACAUUCGAAAAAACUUCCAAUUUCUGUGCCUCUUAAUACAGAAGUCAACGCAAUUCAUAGGACAGAAAAUGCUUUCUCUCAUCAAGACCAACCUCUUGAUCUGUGCAAGAAUAGAGGUAAAACUAUAACUACUAGCCACCAGCAACUUAUUGAUCACUUUGUUGAUAAAUUUUUGUGUGAUAAACCUUUACCUCAAAGCAGCUAUUGUAAAUCGUCUAUCAUAGAUGCAGACUUUUGUAAAAUGUUUUCUGAUAAAAGUGCCAGUGACUUAUAUCAUACUAAGGAUGAAAAGCCUAAUCAUUCCGGAUUUACUUUAUCUGUUGCAAUUGAGUCUGCUGUAGAUAAAGCAUAUAGCAAAGAUUCUGCCAAGUCAAAUGAUUUUGAAGUGCCAGAGUCCUCUCGUGCAAUUCUUGAACAUAUCACUCGAGGCAAUUGUGAUGAACCUUUAAAACUGGAAAAAAUGCAAGAAAAAUUGCCUGAUGAGAAAAAAGAGUUAAAAUCUAGCAAUCAAAAUGUAGAAUGUGCAAACCAAUCUCAAUGUACUGAGCUAAACAUGAAAAAUAAUUUAGACUCUAAUUUAAAGAGUGAUAUAAUUAGUCCUGUAAAUAUAAAUAAUAAUGAGAAACAAGUCAAGGAAACUUUCUCUAAUGUGCAUGAAAACAGCAGUAGUAAUUUCUUUAGGAAAGUAAUUACUCCGCCAAAGAAGUCGCGUGUUUGGUGCAACAUAUUUAUGAAUGAGCAGAUGAUGCAAAAUAAAAACUCAAACAAUAAAUCACAAACUUUAAAUCCAAUAGUUCCAACAUUACCUCCUGCAAGGCGGAGUUCUCAGCGUACAUGUAAAGGUCGUCGAUAUCAGGCGUUGAUUACAGAAGGGCUAUUGCAAUCAGCAAAGGAAAGAAAAUCAAAUAGUAAUAAAAAAUCACCUCCUUCACAAGACAAAAUGAAGAACAAACCAAACUCAGUUGCCGAAAACCAUAUUUUGUCUUCCGUUAAAAAGAAAAGAAAAAAAGAAGCAGUUGAUAAAAACAGAAAUGUUAAAACAGAGGAACUAGAAGUUGAAAAAGGUUUGUUUAAUCUGGAAGAAAAAAUCGCAUCUUUACCAAAAUGUAAUUUUGAGCAUUUGAACAAGAAAAAGAAAAUAAUGUUGGAAACUAAUUCAAACAGUAUAAAAAUCGAAAAUUCUAAUGUGUUUGCUUCUACCUCAUCGACAGAUAAUCAUACAUCAUCUUUUAUUAAUGAAUGGCAGAAUAUUUCAUCUAGUGGAAGGUAUAAAACUGGAGGCUUCGAUUUGGAGCAAGAAAUCGCAUCACUUCCAAAGUGCAAUUUCGAUUUGCUAGCAAAACGAAAAAAAAAAGAUUGAGAAUAAUAUAAUUUAAUGAAGAUCUGUGAUCAUGAGAUAGUACAUCUUCUUUCAAAAGGAUUUGUACGUUGUUUAAUAAUGUGCUAUAUAAUAAACGUAAAGGAGUAAAGAGUUUUGUUGUAGUUUAGCUAAUAUUUACAUUUCUAUGGAAUAGAUAUUGUGUAAACGCUAGUGAAUAACAUGCUGUAAUGUAAUUUUUCAGAUAUAUAAGAAAUACAGUGCAUUUUCUUGUAUUUUAUUUUUUUAAAUCAAAGUUCUUUUGAACAAACAUUUAUUGUUCCUAAUUUCCUUUAUAUCCUGUCCAUACGUGUGUAUGAAGUAUUUGUUGAAUCCUGUUUCGUUCUUUUUUUUUUUUUUUUUGUCUUUCCAUUUUUAAAAAAAAACUGUUAUUGAAUUUUAUUUCUUGUUCCCAGUAUUUAUGUUUAAGUUUAUCAUCAAGAUUUUACCUAUUUAUUGAAUGUAUGGAUGCUGCUUUCAUUUUGUCCAUGAUGUUAUGAGCAAUUUUCUAGAUAUAUUUUACUAUUUCAAAAUAUAUUGAGCAAUUUUUAUAUGUGUGAUGUAGAGAUUAUAGUUUUAUUUAUUUUGAGAAUGAGUUAUGCAGGAAAAGUGUAGUGUGGCUAAAGUGUACUUUGUCAAAAAGAAUCCUUCAAAAAAAAAAAAAAAAAUUUUGAGGCAGUUUGAUUGAAACUGCAUGACAGAGGUGUAGCCCAGAGGGGAGAGGGAUGAAACCCCCUCCAAACUAGUUUUCCUUUUUUGACCAUAGAAAAGGAUUGCAUUUAACCAUACCCCCCUGAGAAACUUUUUUUUUGGCUAUGCCACUGCUUCAGGUGGUACAUAAAAUGAAUGUUCUAACUUUGCUUAGUUCUUGAAAGAAAAUAUAAAAAGUGUAACUUUGUUUCUAAGGAACAGAAAGAUGCAGUUAAAAGUUUAAAGUAAAUGUAGUGGUAAGCGUUUGAUGUGAAUGUGAUUGCGUUCCAGAAACGAAAGCGUUAUUGAGACAUUGCGAUAACUUAUCCUGCACUUUUUGCAGUAUCUUAGAUGGUCUAAGUUCUGGAAUUCUGAUCUACGUGUUCAGCUUAGCAACAAUUUGUCAUUUAAAGAUUCAUGAAUGGCUAAGUGUGAUUUAUAUGGGGUAUCAUCUCACUAUGGAUGACAGUUGCUAAUUUUUAUUGUGACAACAACCAAUUUUUUAACAUCUAAACAAGUAAGCCCAAUAACAAUCUUGUAACAGAAAAAUAAUAGUCUGAAGAUUUUCCACUUUUUGUUUUCUCUUUUUAUACUUAAUGAUGAAAGAGGGGUUUUUCUCCCCUUUUAAUUUACCAGCAAAGUUAGAAUAUUUGUUUAAGUAUA
Uloborus diversus is the source of this 3562-nucleotide messenger RNA. RefSeq lists its product as uncharacterized. The transcript is spliced from 8 exons. Gene Ontology annotation, cellular component: nucleus. The coding region runs from base 59 to 2212 and encodes 717 amino acids. Gene Ontology annotation, biological process: regulation of transcription by RNA polymerase II. Gene Ontology annotation, molecular function: DNA-binding transcription factor activity, RNA polymerase II-specific; RNA polymerase II transcription regulatory region sequence-specific DNA binding. NCBI's taxonomy places the organism in Eukaryota, Metazoa, Arthropoda, Arachnida, Araneae, Uloboridae. The record is from RefSeq and is a predicted model, not a curated record.